GUUCUUUACGCCCCCUGGUGGUGAAGCUGAAGCGGGCCAAUCCCACUUACGCGCAAGAUCAUGGCGGAGGGUGAAUUGAACGUGGAUAGCCUCAUCUCUCGGCUCUUGGAGGUGCGGGGAUGCCGUCCAGGGAAGAUCGUUCAGAUGACGGAGGCAGAGGUCAGGGGCCUGUGCAUCAAGUCCAGGGAGAUCUUCCUGAGCCAGCCCAUCCUGCUCGAGCUAGAAGCUCCCUUAAAGAUCUGUGGAGACAUCCACGGGCAGUACACAGAUCUGCUGCGGCUCUUUGAAUAUGGCGGCUUCCCACCAGAGGCCAACUACCUGUUCCUGGGCGACUACGUGGACCGGGGCAAGCAGUCGCUGGAGACCAUCUGCCUGCUGCUGGCCUACAAGAUCAAGUACCCCGAGAACUUCUUCCUGUUGAGGGGGAACCACGAGUGCGCCUCCAUAAAUCGCAUCUAUGGCUUCUACGAUGAGUGUAAGCGCAGGUUCAACAUCAAGCUGUGGAAGACCUUCACAGACUGCUUCAACUGCCUGCCCAUCGCAGCCAUCAUUGACGAGAAGAUCUUCUGUUGUCAUGGAGGUCUUUCUCCUGAUCUGCAGUCUAUGGAGCAGAUCCGCAGGAUUAUGAGGCCUACAGAUGUGCCUGAUACAGGCCUCCUGUGUGACCUGCUGUGGUCAGACCCAGACAAAGACGUGCAGGGCUGGGGGGAGAAUGACCGCGGCGUCUCCUUCACCUUUGGGGCCGAUGUCGUCAGCAAGUUCCUCAACCGCCACGACCUGGACCUCAUCUGCAGAGCCCACCAGGUGGUGGAGGACGGCUACGAGUUCUUCGCAAAGCGGCAGCUGGUCACUCUGUUCUCGGCUCCCAACUACUGUGGCGAGUUUGACAACGCAGGAGGCAUGAUGAGUGUGGACGAGUCCCUCAUGUGCUCUUUCCAGAUCUUGAAGCCUUCAGAGAAGAAGACCAAGUACCAGUAUGGGGGGCUUAGUUCGGGCCGUCCCGUCACCCCUCCAUGCACAGCCCAGGCCCCCAAAAAGAGAUGAAGCAGAAAAAGAGGCUUGAGUGACAAGGAAGAGGACAGCAACUGAAAUCAGCAAACAGCCCCAACGAUGUUUCCUUCCUGUCCUUUCGUUGGGAAGGGAAAGAAACCCAAGUCAAUAUUUGCAGCAG
Brienomyrus brachyistius is the source of this 1171-nucleotide messenger RNA. RefSeq names its product serine/threonine-protein phosphatase PP1-beta catalytic subunit-like. Gene Ontology annotation, molecular function: protein serine/threonine phosphatase activity. Lineage: Eukaryota; Metazoa; Chordata; Actinopteri; Osteoglossiformes; Mormyridae. The record is from RefSeq and is a predicted model, not a curated record. Gene Ontology annotation, cellular component: nucleus; cytoplasm. Gene Ontology annotation, biological process: circadian regulation of gene expression; regulation of circadian rhythm. The transcript is spliced from 9 exons. Bases 61 to 1044 code for a protein of 327 amino acids.